Molecule: messenger RNA, 1288 nt
Organism: Elaeis guineensis (African oil palm)
Lineage: Eukaryota; Viridiplantae; Streptophyta; Magnoliopsida; Arecales; Arecaceae
Product: 30 kDa ribonucleoprotein, chloroplastic
Biological process (GO): chloroplast rRNA processing
Cellular component (GO): chloroplast thylakoid membrane
Molecular function (GO): mRNA binding
Source: RefSeq, a predicted model, not a curated record
UUGCCAAAAUAUCUUACAGCCCCUAUCUGUAAUCAAACCUAAAAGCCAAGGGCAUUAUUUCGGCAAUAUCUAUCUCUUCCCCGCUCUAUAAAUCCAUCUGCGCUCUUCCUUCCCUUCUCGCUCUCACCUUAUCAACAAGUCGAGAGCCAUGGCGGCCUCCACCCUUGUUCUCCCCUCUCUCUCCACCAAAAUCCCCUCUAUCUCCACCAAACCCAAAACCCUAAUACUAGCUUUCUCCGUCUCCUCCCCUAAACCCUUUCCCUCCGUUAAACCCCUCUCUGUUUUUUCCUCUUCUUCUUAUCCUUCCCCUCUUCGACGAAACGCCCGAACUGUUGGCUCGGGUAUCGUCCGCAACGUCGCUUUGUCGUCGGAGAUCGAGCCAGAAGAGGAGUUGGCAUCGGGCGGGGAGGUGACGGACUUCUCUCCCGACCUGAAGCUCUUCGUCGGGAACCUUCCCUUUAGCGUCGACAGCGCCCAGCUCGCCGGCCUCUUCCAGAGCGCUGGAAAUGUCGAGAUGGUCGAGGUUAUAUAUGACAAACUAACGGGAAAAAGCCGAGGAUUUGGGUUUGUGACAAUGUCUACAGUCGAGGAAGUUGAAGCAGCUGUUCAGCAGUUUAAUGGCUAUACACUUGAAGGGAGGAUGUUGAGGGUGAACUCAGGACCACCGCCUCCUAAAGAUGAGCUUUCAUCAAAAGGAUUUCGAACUGGAGGAAGUUUUGAUGCUGCCAACAGAGUUUAUGUGGGUAAUCUUGCAUGGGGUGUUGACAAUUUAGCACUUGAGACGCUCUUCAGUGAACAAGGGAAGGUUAUGGAGGCCAAGGUUGUGUAUGAUAGGGAAACUGGCAGAUCAAGGGGCUUUGGUUUUGUCACUUACAGCAAUGCUGAGGAGGUCAAUAAUGCUAUAGCCUCACUUAAUGGUGUUGACUUGGAUGGCAGAUCUAUCCGGGUGACUCUGGCAGAAGCGAGGCCUAGGCGCCAGUUUUGAUCCUCAAAUAUCUUUUUUGGGUUGGAAAUAACCUCGAUAUUCUUCUCAGGCAAAAAUGGCUUCUGCAUUGAAAUCUCGUAGCAGAUAAUUUCCAGGGGAAGGCUUGGGCAACGAUGGAGUUACCCAUGUAUCAUGUUUAGCUUAAACAAUAGCUUGCAUCCUCUUUUUUUUUUUCCUUUCCCUCCCUCAACAACAACUUGCCUACAUUUUGUUUUUGCAAUGUUUGUAUCAUUGGAAAUUCCCUGAACAGCUUGGUUGUUUAUUUUCAAGAUCCUUUUUGUGGUUAUUGCUUAUGGAACCAAA